This is a messenger RNA of Gloeophyllum trabeum ATCC 11539, 648 nucleotides long. RefSeq lists its product as uncharacterized. Bases 1 to 648 code for a protein of 215 amino acids. The record is from RefSeq and is a predicted model, not a curated record. The transcript has 3 exons. Lineage: Eukaryota; Fungi; Basidiomycota; Agaricomycetes; Gloeophyllales; Gloeophyllaceae.
AUGGUGGUCAAUCAAGACGUUUACGUUCUCCCCCGCAACCCCACGGAAGCAGAGCGGCUCCAGGCCCAACACGACCACUACCGACGCGCCUUCGGAGGCCUCCUAGUGCACCCCUCCAUCGACCUGCGCGAACAUCGCUCCAUUCUCGACUGCUGCACAGGAACCGGCGCAUGGCUCAAAGACGCGCGCCCCGCCGCGCAUCCGGAGGCUGUCCUCGACGCCUGCGAUAUCUCUCUGGAGCAAUACAACGAGAAUCACUCCAGCGUCGCCGACGAAGUGUUCGUCCAAAACAUUACAGAGCGCUUCCCGGAGGCGCGCCGCGGCAAGUACGACCUCGUUCACCAGAGGCUGCUGGUCGCCGGUAUCCGCCAGGACCAGUGGGUAUCUGCGAUAGCGAACGUAGCCGAAACCUUGAAACCCGGCGGCAAACUCAGCAUCACCGAGCUCAACAUGGAGCUCGUCCGGGGAAGUGGCGGUGCUGGGAACGCCGAGCACCUCGAGUGGAAGAACAACAUCACGCGCGCAUGGUGGAAGAAAGCUAGACUUGUUCAUUUCCGGACUGGUGGACGUCCAAGCGAUACGCCUGCGGGUCCCGUACGGCGCCGCAUGCUUGCUCCUCGGUAUGCCGGAGCACCAAGUCGACAGUAG